UAUGUUCUUUAUUCAAUAUGAUUUUCGUGAAGUGCGUGAUAUUGUGUUUUAUAUAUGAACGGUGAAUUUUAUUAAUGAUACCAAUUGGAUUCUCAUAAGCUUGCCGCAAAUCCGGCAACUUGCGGCUUCUCUCACUCAACGCAGCUAUCAUGAAAGAGAAAAGCAAGAACGCAGCAAGAUCCAGGCGGGAGAAGGAGAACGCGGAGUUUCUGGAGCUGGCAAAACUUCUUCCACUACCGUCGGCCAUCACCUCUCAACUCGACAAAGCGUCCGUCAUCCGCCUCACCACGAGCUAUCUGAAGAUGCGCCAAGUUUUCCCUGACGGACUAGGUGAUGCUUGGGGAGCUGCACCACCACCUCCAACCCCCCGGGAGCUGUCCAUCCGGGAGCUGGGCUCACAUCUUCUCCAGACGCUAGACGGGUUCAUCUUCGUUGUGGCUCCAGACGGGAAGAUCAUGUACAUCAGUGAAACUGCUUCUGUUCAUCUUGGUUUGAGUCAGGUAGAAUUGACCGGCAACUCCAUUUACGAAUACAUCCAUCAAGCAGACCAUGAGGAGAUGAAUGCAGUCCUAAGUCUUCAACAUCCACACUCCUAUCUGGGACACCAAUUCCCUAACCUUGGGUAUCCAGUCGGAGGCAACUGGAGUACCAGCGUUGAUGUGGAGUGUGAACGAGCCUUCUUCAUCAGGAUGAAAUGCGUUCUGGCCAAACGAAAUGCUGGAUUGACAUCUUCAGGUUAUAAGGUGAUCCACUGCUCCGGGUACCUGCGCGCGCGCCGGUUUGGAGAGAGUUCGGCCCCGCUUGGAUUGGUCGCGGUCGGUCACUCUCUCCCCCCGUCAGCAGUGACAGAGUUAAAGCUACAUUCAAACAUGUUCAUGUUCCGAGCUUCUUUGGAUAUGAGGCUUAUCUUCUUGGACGCAAGAGUGGCGUCACUGACGGGCUAUGAGCCCCAGGACCUGAUAGAGAAGACCCUGUACCACUACAUCCACGGAACUGAUGUUCUACACAUGAGAUACUCCCAUCACACAUUGUUGACGAAGGGCCAAGUGACGUCACGCUACUACAGGUUCCUCACCAAGACGGGCGGUUGGGUCUGGAUGCAGAGCUAUGCGACGAUCGUACACAACUCAAGGUCCUCGCGGCCUCACUGCAUCGUCUCUGUCAACUAUGUACUCAGCGACAUCGAAGAAAAACACCUCAUACUAAACGUAGACCAAGGACCACCGAAAUUAAAUAGCCACGAGACGCCGACACCACACGCGCACACAUCGCCACAAAUGACACACGUAAGACACGCGGAUAAACUCAACCACAUCGUCAGUGAAGACUUCAAUACAGACUCCGGUGGGGGGUACGCGUACCCAGAUUACACACUCCCAAUAAUCCCCCCGUACGAAACACAAGAAGACUUCCAAAAUGGCUACCAAGAGAUAUUCUACGGCGAAAACUAUACGGAACCAGAGGUACCUAAUUACGCGUAUCCCCAAAACCAACGUCCCUUCUCCGCUAGUUCAUCAUCAUGUAGCUCAAUAGAAAGUUCCGAAGUCAACCAACAGUUUAACUACACUAAUUUAAUUUCAUUCUACGGCCAGCAGAAUCAAAAUGGCCGACCGAUGGACAGCAGUUUUGGCGGGAAUUUUGGCAAAAUGACGCCAAGCCCUUCUGUACAAGAAGCCGCUUACACGAGCGUUAUUGUAGAUAAUACUCAACAGUUUCAUCACCACAGUAGUAAUGUUAACGAAUUUGUACAUUGAAUCAACGUCAGAUAUUUAUUUGAAACAAGAGUGACAGCUGUCAUUUUGAGAUGUCAGACUGAAAGUCGAAACAAAGCGUAGAGAAUAUCCAAAUAUUAAAUGGCAGAUAAUUUAUUGUUUAAUGAUAAGCAUAUUUAGAUGAGGCCUUGUACAGAUUUAUGAACUCUAAAUAUCAUCGAUGUUUUGGUAUCAACUAUUUCUUUCUAUUUUGUAGAAAAUAAUAGUCGAACUAACCGAAAUUUUAGAAACUGGAUGGGAAGUGGAAGACUUACCUUGUCACGCACACUAAAGUAUUAUUUCUGGCCUGCUUUUAACAGCAAGAGACUCUAUCUAGACGUAUAAAUCUUCAAAGGGGAAAACAAUUUUCUGUAAAGGACUGUUUUAACUUUUCCCGCAUUUUAUUGCCGGAUGCCAAGGUUCUAUUUGCGGUUUAUUUGACUCCGCCGUUUUUAUCAGUGUUGGAAGUAAUGUAAAAUAAUAAUAUAAAAAAAGCCAGAAGUAACAGAAACAGAUAGAGAUAUUGUUUUUAGAAGAUAUAGCUGAUGUUUUCUCUAGUGAAGUGUCGAACUUGACAUAUUCUAUUUUCUCAUUGGUUUCGUGGUCAAAAGUCAACACCAAAUCAAUGUUUAUUUGUUUAGUCAUCAUUGGCUUAUUAUAAACAACUAGACUCCCAAUCGCAUAUUAAAAGGUCGAUAAAAAAUGUUUGAGCGGCGUUGUAUAUACGUAUAUAGAUAAUAUUAAGACGUUCAAAUUAACACCUUAUUUCGUGGCAGUAAUGUUCAAAGUUUAUUGUAUACGCUCAUUAGAAGCUCGGACGCGAACACGAGGCAAGAACAUUUUGUGUUAGCAAUUGAAAUAUAAUUAUUUAGCAAAGUAAAUAAAAACGUCAAGUUAGUUACAAAAUUUUGUUAAUUUAAAGGGGCACACACCUGAAAUACAACACUACAUCCUUAUUAAGUUUUAUAUAUGCUGUUAUUUGGAUAGUUGUAAUGAACCCUUUGUCAUUCCGAGGCGUUGUAUUCAAAGCGCGGUCGAAACACAUCUGAACAAAAACUCAGCGUAAUAGACGCGUAGGCAGAGUUUUGUUUCAGAUAAUUUUUGAGCGAGAUUGUGAGUCUAGUUGCUUAUUAUACUAUAAGUAAUAGAUAAAUAGGAUAUACUUGUACUAUUUAAAGUAUGUUCAAAUGAAACGAUAUUUUAAGUUUUUCUUCCACCAUUUAUUUUGUUUAGAUAAGUGCGUGUGAAUAUGAAAGAAAUAAGCAAUAUUUAAGGCUUGGAUGUUUCUUUGGAGUUUAGACAUCAUUACGAAUAUCAGACCCCUGAUUUUAAUUGAUGUGUCAAUAUUAUUAAAAUAUGACCGGUUUGCAAGACAAAUCAGGUAUGAAUAAUUUAAGUAACCUAUGAUUCUGUAAAGGCAAAAAUAUUAGCCAUUCUCAGCGGAAAUAAUAUUUAGUAUUAGCCUAUAUCUUCCACCAGAGGGCGAUGUUAAGUACUUUACCGCCAGUUUCAUUGUGAGGCGCUAUUGAUUAUUAUUUAUUAUAGAUUUCAUACUUGUUCCCAUAUUCUAGGACUCUUGGUAUAACCUCGUCAGUCAGAACCCUGACCUAUUGUGGAGUACGACUAGCGUGAUAAAGUCUUUCUUUCAUAUUUGACAUAACCACUUCAAAAUAAUUUCUUUCUCAACAAAUAUCGAAAUAAUGCUUCCCUACAGUUUAUUUAUCAUUAUUUUUAUAUACCCUAAAGAAAAACUAAAUAGACCAAUAAUAACUUGACCGCUAAGCUGUCCCCCUGAACCGCACAGAGGUCAAGUGACCUCUACUAACAAAAUGACGUUUGAUGCGCGUUCAGUCGGCAUUCAGACACACAAGCGAGACGAACAAAUGCCAAAAGUAAACGUCAAUAACAUUACCUAUCACAGCUAAGUACAAUUGACUGAGUUUACUUAAUUAAUAUAUAAAUUAAAACGUAUUUUAUUGUGUAUAAUGCUACUAAAUCAGGGCAGUAACUGCUACAACACUAUCACAUCAUUGAACUUAGUCGUGUAUAUAUACCGUGCAGGGAAACGAUGACGCGUCAUACCGUUUUUGGCGGGAAGCGUUGUGAUUGGUUUAUUUUGAUCGCGUCAUGGACGCCGCGCCCGUAUACCCCACGCGUUGACGCGGACUCCAUAGUAAUAUGUAAUUUGUUGGUCUAAUCUCUUUAAAUGUCUAUGAUUUUCCCCAUUAGAAGCAUUUUUAUGUCUUUUCCUUUACUGCUAUAUUGCUCAGACUAUUUAUUCUGUGCCACGAUUCAUCUUCACUUUUUAUAGUAACAAUUUACAAUAUAAAUAUAUGAUUGAUACCAUAAUGUCAGAUGUAUAAAAACAAACAAAAUUAUUUGCGAAUACUUAGGGAAGCAUUCGAUAUUCAAAUAAUUCAUAAGUUCUCUUGUUUACAUAAUUUGUAUAAUAAUAAUAGGCUGCCAGAAAAAAUAAAACCAUUAGACGUACUUAAAACAAUAAUAAUUCUUGUCACUUGAAACGGUAAUGUUUCAUCUAAUUUAAUUAAGUAUAUUAUAUUGCAGUUGUAAAUAUUUGUACAUAGGAUACAGAAUAUAUUUAUAUAAUAAAUUAUAUAAAGUAGAUUUUAAGCUUUUAAUAACUCUCUUUCAGUCCACUUUAAAUCUAACGAAACAAUAUUCACACAGUAAUCCUAGGUCUUAUGUGAAUGCUGUGAACUUUAAGGGUAUUUUUUAAGGGAACGAAACGGAUUGUCUCGAUUUCCGGCGAACCUAAAAGUCCUAUGGAAAAAAUUUAAAUAGGAUAGGUAAUAAAAAGAUCUACAACUUUUGUCUUUACACUCCUUUCAAACAACUUCACAAUUUAUGUGAAAAAUUGAA
Molecule: messenger RNA, 4631 nt
Organism: Leptidea sinapis
Lineage: Eukaryota; Metazoa; Arthropoda; Insecta; Lepidoptera; Pieridae
Gene: sim
Product: single-minded homolog 1
Exons: 9
Coding region: 150-1754 (534 amino acids)
Biological process (GO): regulation of transcription by RNA polymerase II
Cellular component (GO): nucleus; transcription regulator complex; cytoplasm
Molecular function (GO): DNA-binding transcription factor activity, RNA polymerase II-specific; RNA polymerase II transcription regulatory region sequence-specific DNA binding; protein dimerization activity
Source: RefSeq, a predicted model, not a curated record